This is a messenger RNA of Rhododendron vialii, 1311 nucleotides long. RefSeq lists its product as uncharacterized. The record is from RefSeq and is a predicted model, not a curated record. Gene Ontology annotation, molecular function: protein binding. The coding region runs from base 1 to 1311 and encodes 436 amino acids. The transcript has 3 exons. Lineage: Eukaryota; Viridiplantae; Streptophyta; Magnoliopsida; Ericales; Ericaceae.
AUGUCGUCGCCAAGCAACAGUGAGCACAAUUCUGUAAGCGAAUACGAAAGCAGCGCCGAUUCCGACGACCGCCCCCUCGGACAACAGAGCAUUCACGACUCCGAUUCCGAACACAGUGAAAACUCCGGUUCGGACCGCCAGGUAUCCGAAUCCAGUUGUAACUCCGAUUCCGACCGCCAAGUUAUCGGUGAAAACUCUCAUUCCAUCCGUCGCCGUGGGAAAAGAAACAGGCACGUAAGCCUAGUUUCCGACGAAUCAUCGCCGGAACAGCGGAGGAGGAAACCUGCCGUCGACCUAUUCACCGCAUUGCCCGACUCUUUACUCCACCACGUUCUCUCCUUCUUACCAAUCGUAGACGCCGUCAAGACCCAGUCGGUUAGAGGAAGAGAAUAUAAUCGAGAAUUGGGGAAGAGCGGGAUUGUAUCAGUGGUAUCAGAGCCACGCUCCUCUGACUGUGGAGAUCGCACAAUGGCGGAUAACACUCGUGCUCAGGAGAUCAAACGAUUGGAUGAAUCAGUUCGGAAAUUGUCAGACACUACUAAUGAAUCCAUCCAGCGUUUUACCGACAUUACGGAUCGACAAGCAGCUUCGAUUGAGGGUUUCAAAGAUACGAUGGAGGGAAUCAAGAAUCUGAUCACCACUUUGAACUCGAAGUAUGAACAGAUCCAAGAAAAGGUAUCCACGUUUUCUUCUUCUCCGUUACUUCCAAACCCUAAUCAAAACCAGGGUUUCGCUCGUAUGUUCCAACCGAAACUUGACUUUCCGAAAUUUUUUGGGGAGGAUCCAGAGUCUUGGAUUUACAAGUGUGAAAAGUAUUUCGAGUUGAAUGUAAUCGAGGAAAAUCAAAAGUUACAUCUAGCUUCCCUACAUAUGGAAGAUAAGGCAAUGCAUUGGUAUAGGUGGUUUGAGAAGUCCCACACUUUGCGCAAUUGGAGAGAAUUUUCUAGGGUUCUUCUUCUUAGGUUUGGGGAUAAUGCCUUUGAAGAUGCUGUGGGUCAAUUGACUAAGCUUAGACAGUGGAGUUCUGUCAAAAUAUACCAAGAAAAGUUUGAGGAAUUGGCAAACAAAACCAAAGGUCUCACAGAAGAAUUCUUCAUUAGUUGUUUUGUUAGUGGUUUAAAGGAAGAGAUCAAAGGGGGAGUCCAAAUGUUCCAGCCCAAAACCAUUUCACAGGCCAUGGGGCUGGCUAGGUUGCAAGAAGAGACCUUGGAAGCCUUGAACAAGAAGAAUAGAGGACCUUUGAGAUUUUUUUUCCUUCUACUGGAGCACCAACCAGAACAUAUGAACCCACAACUAAACCCACAGAAGUAG